This is a messenger RNA of Procambarus clarkii (red swamp crayfish), 875 nucleotides long. RefSeq names its product cuticle protein AM1199. Lineage: Eukaryota; Metazoa; Arthropoda; Malacostraca; Decapoda; Cambaridae. Gene Ontology annotation, molecular function: structural constituent of chitin-based larval cuticle. The record is from RefSeq and is a predicted model, not a curated record. Gene Ontology annotation, cellular component: chitin-based extracellular matrix.
ACAGUUCAUCCUUAAACGCCGUAAACAGAACCAAAAAAGGAGUCCUUCCUAGACGUCACACGGAACAUGUUCUCGAAGUUUGUUGUGUGCUCUUUACUGGCGAUGGUCACCGCGACUCCCCAGGGGUACGGGCCGCCUCCGUCGUACGGUACCCCGUCAGGUCCAGUAGUCCCUAUUCUGAAGGACGAGCGCCAGGGGCCUGACCAGGCCGGCAACUACAAGUUCGACUUCGAGACUAGUGAUGGCAUCAGUCGUCAGGAGCAGGGCGCCCCCCAGGGUCCGACUGGCGCCGUAGCAGCUCAGGGAGCUUGGAAGUUCACUUUCCCUGACGGGACUACUGGAGCCUUUAGAUUCGUAGCCGAUAAUGAGGGCUACCGGCCGGAGUCUCCCCUGCUGCCCACGCCCCCUCCUCUUCCCGCCCAUGCCAUCGCCCAGAUCGAGUUCGCACGCCAGCAGGAAGCCGCCGGCGGUCCCCGACCCCAGUACGGUCCUCCUAAUUCCUCUCCAGGAUACAACUAAACAAUGAUCAACAUUAAUCACGUACUCGUCCGGCCCUCUGACUUGUCUUCACAUAAGUUGUCUGAAACUCUUCAUGGAAGCUGAGCCACCGGAGUUAACAUCAUGUAGUAUGGAGACAUUGACUGGAUAGUCCCCCGACUUUGCAGUGUUGGAAGGAGCCUCCCCGUGUUGUCCCCUCAAUUGUUGUGGCGUCAGUUGCAACAGCACUUUGCUCUCAAUUUCAGUCCAAAUGUAUUAUUGAUUUUAACGUUCAAUCAUUACGUGUUCAAUCGUGAAUGAGCUAAAUGCACCCGUUGAACCAGCAUGUGUCUUUUGCAGAACUCACCAUUUUUUAAAUAAACACAUUAUUUACGGUA